AAAAACCAAACAGAAAAUGUUCCUGCUUCUUUACUCAUUUGGCGCCCGUUUGUCUAUCAAGAACCGCCAAGGUCUCACACCACUUGCAUUAGCAGCAAAAUUGGCAAGAAAAGAGAUGUAUGACCACAUCAUCAACCUGGAGAGAGACCAGUAUUGGGAAUACGGAGUGGUGACAUGUCGUGGUUACCCUCUCAAGGAAAUUGACACAAUAUCGGAGGAUGGAGAAAUCAACACCAACUCUACACUAAGUUUUGUUGUUUACGGGGACAAAGAGGAACACCUUUAUAUGAUGGAUGGUAUUAUAUUCAGUCUUUUACAAGAAAAAUGGUACACCUUUGCCCGAUACAGGUUUUACCGACGCUUCUUCUUCUUCACCGUUUAUUUUAUAAUCUUCGUCAUCGCCUUCGCCCUUCGUCCCGGGGCUGACCCUCGACUCAAAGACGUCGCCAAUACCCCAAUAUCCUUCGUUAAAAACCCAAACAACUGCAGCAGCAAGGGCCUGACCGAACGAGUAGUCAAAGACCCGAUUGAAUCCUGCUACUUGCUCUUUCCUUACACCGAUUAUGACUACAUCCGUUUACCCACGGAAGUUCUUACAGUAAUCGGUGCUGGAAUAUACCUGACUUGUGCUGGAAAAGAAAUUUACUAUCAAGGAAUUCGAAUAUUUUCAAUGACUUUGAAAAGAGCCCCAUCGAAGACCAUGUUCCUCAUGUCCUGCAUAUUUGUCUUUGCCAUGGUCCCUGGAAGACUCACCUGCAGCCAUGAAUAUGAGGAUAUUAUGGGUGUCAUGGCUAUACUCUGUACAGCUCCCUACUUUCUCUUCUUCUGCAGGGGUUUUGCUAUAACGGGACCCUUUGUUGUGAUGAUCUACAGUAUGAUUAAAGGUGAUCUCCUUCGUUUCUUCAUCAUCUACGGAAUAUUCCUCAUGGGAUUUUCUCAAGCGAUGUACAUCCUAUUCAGAGAUGACGUGUGUUCCCUGUCAAGUCAGCCGUUGGAAGCCAUUACAAGUCUUUUCAUUGUUUCUCUCGGCACAUUUGCUGAUUUCUAUAAUUCUAUUGAAAAGCUGAAAAGGAACAGUGUGAUUGCCAAAUUUAUAUUCCUGGUAUAUUUGCUCUUGGUAUCACUUCUCUUGAUCAACAUGCUGAUUGCCAUGAUGGGUAACACCUACCAACUUGUGGCCAGCCAACAGAUGGAAUGGUUUAGACAGUGGGCUAACAUAGUUCUAGUGGUAGAACAGACUGUAACGCCACAAGAACGUGUUGAACAGCAGAAACAAUAUUCACAAUGUCUGGCAGACGGUCGAAGAGUUCUUGCUCUCCGUUGCAAUGUUGACGAAAUCACCAACAUUGAGAGCAAUUCUGAUGAUGAAGAGUAACCACUUCCAUCCAUUUUCUUUACUCCCUACACUCUAUGUUUGAAGUUUACUGAAGAGUUCUGAUCACCAUACUCCCUUACUCAUUACUCACAUUUCUCACAUUUCAAUAAACCGACAUACUCUUUCAUGGACCACUAUAACUUCCCUAUUUGAACCCUUUCAUUGCACGAACCAGAUAUAUCCACUCAAAAUUUUCAUUACAGUUGAUUAUGGAUAACAUUUUUAUAUACUAACCUGUCUUUUGUUGAGGAGUCUCAUGUUUGAAACUAGCUAGAUGGUGUAGAAUACUACUAUCUUAGUACACACACACACACACACAGCUAUAUAUACAUAGAACUUAUAUACAUUAGCACACAUUCAUAUAGACAUACUUAAUCACAUGUACAUACAUAUACACACAAACAUAGACACAUAUAUA
Molecule: messenger RNA, 1793 nt
Organism: Octopus sinensis (East Asian common octopus)
Lineage: Eukaryota; Metazoa; Mollusca; Cephalopoda; Octopoda; Octopodidae
Product: transient receptor potential cation channel subfamily V member 6-like
Exons: 12
Coding region: 17-1375 (452 amino acids)
Biological process (GO): calcium ion import across plasma membrane
Cellular component (GO): membrane
Molecular function (GO): calcium channel activity
Source: RefSeq, a predicted model, not a curated record